Molecule: messenger RNA, 10423 nt
Organism: Odontomachus brunneus
Lineage: Eukaryota; Metazoa; Arthropoda; Insecta; Hymenoptera; Formicidae
Product: leucine-rich repeat-containing protein 24-like
Exons: 2
Coding region: 162-2465 (767 amino acids)
Molecular function (GO): protein binding
Source: RefSeq, a predicted model, not a curated record
GUGGUGGUGGUGGUGGGUCAGCGAAAAAUGCGAUAGGAACGGCGGGAAUACGAUCGCGCUCCCCCUUCUCUCGCUCUCUCGCUCCUAUCCCAUUCUCCCUUAAAGGCGAACGACGAGGACGAAGAGGAAAAAGGGGCUUUAUCGGCCGAUGAGAGAGCACCAUGUGCUCGAUCGCGCCGGCCUGGCGACGGAGAGCCGCCGUCCUCGGCACAAUGCUACUGCUGUCGUGGGCGGCGGGCGCAGCGGAGGGCUGUCCGAGCAUGUGCGCGUGUAAAUGGAAAGGUGGCAAGGAGUGGGUGGAGUGCGCAAACCGCGGUCUCAAGGGGCUACCGCAGGGCGCCCGGGAGGAAACGCAGGUGCUCGACCUAUCGGACAAUCAUCUGGUCAGCCUGCCACCGGAGUGCUUCCACGCCCUCGGCCUGAUCAAUCUCCAGCGACUCUAUCUCGGCAGGUCUCACAUCAGUCGGAUCGCCGCGGAGGCGUUCGUCGGACUGGUCGGUCUGGUGGAGCUGGAUCUAUCCGAGAAUCUGAUCGAGGAAGUGCCCACGGACACGUUCGCGUCCUAUCCGAGCCUGAUGAGGCUCAUACUGAACGGUAACCCAAUCAGGGAAAUUCGCCAAGGCGCCUUCCGCCGGCUCAUGCAACUGACCAAUCUGGAGAUUAGCAGCUGCAUGGUGGAGGUCGUCGAGCAGGACGCUUUCGAAGGCCUGCAAUCAUUGGAAUGGCUCCGGCUAGAUGGCAAUAGACUCGCUCACGUGCCUGAUCACACUCUGCCCUUGGGGGGCAAUCUCCGGGGACUGACCCUGCACAACAAUCCUUGGCAAUGCGAUUGCCGGCUCAGAAUUAUGCAAGCUUGGUUGAAGGAGUCGGCACCGGCGGCUCCGCAGGAAUCCGAGCCCGUCUGCGACUCGCCGGCAAGGCUGCGCAGCCGACAGAUCAAGACACUCAAGAUCAACGAGCUGGCUUGCCUACCGCACAUCAAUCUUCAAGAUCAUCUGGAGAUCUACGAGGGUGGAAACGUUACUUUACGCUGCGACGUACACGCGAUACCAACCGCCAAGGUGACCUGGUGGUUCAACGGAGAACCGUGCGAGCUGCAGCACGAGAACGACUCCAUGGCGAACGGCGUUUCCGCUUUUCCGAGAUGCGUCUAUCGAGAACGAGGCGGGACCAAUAUGAGCAGCAUGUUAUAUCUUUACUCGGUCGAGUCGUUCAACGAGGGUACCUACAGCUGCAUCGCGGAGAAUAGCGCAGGUUCCGCGGAGGCGAAUCUCUCCCUCCGGGUGCUCUUCCGCGAGAAGCCUACCGCGGAGCCGCCCUUUGACAAUCCCGGAUCCGGUUAUGUCGCUGCGAUAGCAGCCGGCGCGUUAGUAGGCACUCUGUUCGCCCUCGGUUGCCUCGUGGGCAGCGUGAUAUAUUGUGCGAGGAAGCGCCGUCGCGAUCGCAAGCGAAACUCCAAGGCUCUGGUGACGCAGAGCAAGUCAGUGUUGCCGAUCACCAAGGACACUACUAGCGGAGUUUCCUGCCGCAAGGGCAAUGGCAGUCUGAUCGGCCUAGAGCAUCAGCAGAUGGUCUCCUACACCGAGCGCGAGAUGAAUCGAGCAGCCACCCUCGAGCGCCGCGAACUCUCCAGGAAUAAUCUAGACAGAGACGCCUAUGUAGCCAGUCCGGUCGCCAAGUAUCUGACUGAGCCGGAUCUGAUCAAUGAAGUGCCUGAGAGCACCGAGGUGGGCUACGGUCAGCUCUACGGACGGCAUCAUCAGCGCGCUGGUGCCGGCGACCGGCAGAUUCUGGAAUACGACUCGGGCUAUCCGUUGCAGCCCGACCUGAGACCCCCGACGGUCCUGCCGCAGGUGAGCUACCUCGACCAGGACGGCUACCCCUUGAACUUUGGCUUGCCCAAGAUUUCCUUCAGCACUGCCAGCACCUUGCCGAGGCUCCGGCAAAGAAUGUCAGAGGGCUCAGCGGCUGCGCCUCCGGCCAGGUAUUCCCGGGAAGCGGAGUUUCUGGCGAGGUCACCAGGAUAUGAUCCCGUGCUGCCGAGGACCGACGCCAGGUACACCAUCGAGGGCUACCCGUACCCGAUGCAUCAACAUCAGCAUCAGCUUCAGCAGCAGCAGCAGCAGCAGCAGCAUCAACAGCAGCAUCAACAGCAGCAUCAACAGCAGCAUCAACAGCAACCACCGCAACAACAACAAACGAUCCAACCGGUGGAGCAACCGAUUCAACAGCAACUGCCGGUGUCGCCGGUCUCACCGGUCGCCGUCUUCCCGGAGGUACCUUUUAUACCGUCACCGCCAGCAGCUUACAGAGGCGAGACCACACCGUUGUCUCCGAGAUCCCUACUUGGCAAAACUGCGCGCGAGGCCGCGGCUGCGGCCGCCGCGCGCGCGGAAGAGUUGCAACCACCGAAUCACCCGGAAAGUCCCGACGAAGGCUACGUGGGAGACGCUAUGGACGUAUGAAAGAGCCGUGACGGCGGGGAAAAUAACCGGGUCUGAAGAGCGUAUGGACAAUGUUCUGUGCGGUGCAUAGGAUCGGAACUUUUGACGUAUCGUUCAAGUUUCGCGAGUCUAGUCGGUUUCAAUUUCUCCGCGAUUCUACCUCGAAGAGAAAAAGAUGAGGAAAGAGACAGAGAGAGAGAGAGAGAGAGAGAGAGAGAAAGAGAAAGAAAGAGAGAAAUUUCUAGGACCGAUAAAACCCCGUGAAAAGUGUACUGCCAUAGUUUAAGUUUUCCAGAGAUGAUGGACUUGGUUUUUCAACGAUCGUGCACUAAUCUUCUUUGAAGCGCUCAUCGCUCAUUUACUCGACUUGCCCGCUUCUAUCUUGGAGAGACCAAAAUAAUCCAUACGUGUCGCACAAAUAUCUUCGAAGCAAUUUAACCUCAUUUCAAAUGUAAAAAAAAAAAAAACAGAAGAAAAGAAAAUUCACUCGGGAAAUGAAACACUCAAUGUACUCGUGUGCAAACUUUGAUACGCGUUCUCGGCGAAACGAAACACCGCAACUCUCGUGAAAAGGAAACCCAUUCCUUUAACGUGACACACCGUCGCGACAAGGAUAAAUAAAUGCGCCCACGCAUUUACGUAGGAACGUUUGAUUUUUACGAUCUCUUUUACACGCGUCAGACGUCAAGUGCGACGACCUUAACGAAGCUACGGACGACCCGAAUUACCACCCACAGGAGGGAAUCUGUCCCCGUCACGCUACCAGAUUAAUUCGCGGAGGAUAACAGGGUCCAGGAUGUGAUUGGCGGAACAGAACCGCCCGAGACGGGCGCGAACAAAGGACUCGUUCUGACGGUGGAGACGUAAUAGAUUAAUCAGAAGGCAUGUCUCGAAUGUCUCUCUCGCUGCGGUGUACAGGCCGCGAAGUCGGAAUCACGAAGGAGGACGAACGACGCAGGUGUGCUCGCUAAGGAGGACGCGGGGCGUUCCGCGGCUCACAGCAUUCGGGGGAAAUCGACUCGGAAAAAUUUACGCGCGCGGAUCGCGUUUAAAUGCGCCGAGUGCUUUUUCGGACAUCAAAAUGGCGACCGGAUUUAUUUAAACGGCGUGUCGCGCCCGUGAAAUACGACGACGUUCCUUGGACCCGCUCCAAGGAGAAACGUUCGGUCGCGCUGAAAAGGAACCAAGAUGGCGUGACUGAUCCUUAAAGUGAUAGAUAAAUGUUUGGCGGACUCGAUCGAGUGAAACGCGUCUCAGGGAUCCCGAGAAGGCGCGCUUUCAGGCGUCGCGAACAAGGACGUGACUGGUGCUCAAAACGGCUCCUCCGGCAGGAUCCGUUGAGAAAAUGUGAAAUUUAUUAAAUUUAAUUUAAUCGUUCGUGUUGACUCGGGGAGUUUUGACGCGCGGCUGCGAUGAAUCGGUAAUUGCAGGACGAGCGAAUCGGGAAAAGGGAAGGUGUAAUUAAAGGAGACUAUCCUCCGGAAUUCUAAAUGUUACGGAGAUUUGCAUUAUGAUUUCACGGUCUUCUUUCUCAUAAGCACGAUCUUCGUGUCCAAUUUUGGGAAUAAUUUCGGAAAAUUUCGUGCGAAUUAUUACGUCGCGCAGGUGUAAAAUUGAUCCCAUUAUUCUUUGAGCGUGUAACAUAAUGGGAGUGACGCUCGAGUCGCUCUCGACGGAUUACUUCGCUACUGUUUAGGGUUGACGACGGCGUUGAAAAUGAUGUUACAUUCCCCUUGACACCGCGUAUACGCGUCACGGGCCGCUCUCGUGACCUGGAAAUCUGCUCAAGCCAUUCGCGCUCACCCACCGACUGCACACUUUAUUUUAGGCUCACGGGAAUAUCGUUGACUUCUCGAUCGAGGAAUCCCUCGAUUCCGGGCGUCUCGGAGACGGAGACGCAGUCUGGUGUAGGCGAUUCUGCUGUAGUGAUAAUAAUGUUAACUCGGUGUUUAAGACUGGCGAACUGUGCGAGAUUAGGAGGCCCGCGGUGGCGCUCGACCUGAUGUACAGAGACCGUUGAAGACGCGUACGGGGUGUUCUGAAAACAGCGUACACGGCGACGGAUGGAGUCGGCGAAGGAUAUUGCGCAAACUUACCUCGGGGAAGCAUUAAUUAAUCUCGGGGAAAUUAUUUUAGGAGAUUAAGAUUUUGUGAAACUUGAAAUUAAGAGAUCCUGCGCGUUUCUUCGAGGCUCCUCCCGGGGGCCUAGGAGAGCUCCUCGCGAUCUAAAUUGGCUUCCUUUUAUCGUUUCAUCGUGAUCGAUGCCCGAGUUCUAUCUUCGCUGAAGAAUACUUCGCGGCUUGAUUCGGCAUCUCCUGGAAACUGUGUGCGCCUUUUCCGGAUUACCUCGUACAGUUGUAUACAUAUGCGUAUAUAUAAAUAUAUAAAUAAAUAUAUAUAUAUAUACACACAACACACACGAGGACACAACACGCAGAUAGAUAUAUACAUAAUAUAUGGCGCGACUAAAAUAACUAAGGGACACACAAGAACCUGCGAAAGUAGUUAUUUUUUAAAGGUGUCUUUUCGAGUCCGCGAUUCGAGCUGGCUUCGCCCUCUCGAGUGAUUGAUGGAUCGGUAGACGUAGAGAAUGGAGUGGCGGUCGAUUGAAUUUUGCUCUCGCGGUGCGAGAAAGCGUCGUUGUUUCGGCGACACCUCGUAUAAAUGGCGGCCGCGCGAAACGAGCCGAUGGGCUGAUGGCGGCGAAUUAUCAUAAGAGUGUAAGAUGGUGGUGCGGAUGUGACGGAAAAAUGCGCCUUGCCCGAGAAGGCCGGCCUGGAAGAGCUUUUCGUCGCGUUACUCGGCAACGAGGAAACUGGUUUCCUUUCCGUCGCUGUAAUCACGACGCGAUUCACGGAUGAACAGUGUUUGCCUUCCAGUCUGCCGACUCGCGAGAGGAUAUAGCGCCCCGCCGUGUCCUUUAAGCUCUCGCCGUCGAGAUAACUCGAAAUACAUCCUCGAGUUUCGCAUAUAACAAUAUUUCAUCUCGCUCCGGGACAACUAAUUUACUUACAUUUCGAGAAAUUUCAGGUGAAACGAGAAUGUUUCGUCGGACGGAAGAGAAAAGAUGGAGUACCUCUCCUCAGCCCCCCUUGAUAUAUACCGCGACGAUAUCGAAAUUAGAACUGUACUGUGCGAGCCAGUUAAAAUCGACCGUUGUUAAAUUGAAUUUGCUAUCGAGCAAUUUUCCGACAAAUUAAUAAAAUGAAAUUUGAGAGAGAACGAGAGUGUGGGAGUUCAAAUAACAUGUCGAAAUUAAAAUCGUUAUUUUUAAAUGGUGAAAUACAAACGCAUUUAUGUUUUUCGAAAGUGAGGGUAACCGGAACAUUUUAUCGAAUAUUCGCGAAUAACAACAGAGGCGCGCUUAAAUUUAAUUUGUCGCGCGGUAUCUUUGCGUUUGCUGACUUUCGAAAUUGUCUAUAUAUCGAAUUUCAGGGGCGAAUGCGAUUUCGCGCAGUGACGAAAUUCCGCAAAAGGAGGAGUUGCGCGCGCUCGCCGUUUCAUUUAAUUAGAACUUUUUAAACGAGCUUGCUAACGAGAAUAACUUCAACGCGCGUGGUCAAUUUUGCGAAUUUCAAUUCAUCUGCUGUGAAUGCGCAGGCCAUUAGGCUCGUGUUUUCGCCAAAAAUGUGGCGACUCCGUUAAACCGUCACGACACGUUUAAUCGAAUUCGCGUCCGCCGGAAAAUCGUCGGGCUUCCCGUCGCACGUUUUGAAAUAAGGGGAAUUCUUACAUCGCGGUCUAUACUUUCUAAAUUUCUUCGCGUUUAUCCGCAACUCGGGCGAAGCAAGGGAAGAUAUUAAACGUCAGCCAGACAUUUAAACGUGUCAUUUCAAGCGUCGAGAAACGUUUCGGAAAUUAAGUAAUUAGAGAACGCUCACCGUUACAUUUAAUCGCAAUUUCCUUAAAGAAUCCUCUUCCUAAAGAGCUUCCUUAAAGGGUCCCGCCUGUGGUUUAAAUAAAUAACAUCGUUAAAUCGAGUUAAAUUCCGCGGCAAAAUUUAAUGCAUUUCCACGAGGGUAGCUCUCUGAAGAUAAUUAUUUGACACAUUAGAGAAAUUAGAAUCAAUUGGAUUUACGCUUCGAGAUAUUUCGUUAGAAGGUUGAUUUUUUUACACUAUUUUUCACAUAGGCGAGAAUUUUUUAUAGACCUCUCUAAUUGCUUCAUGCAUAUUUAUUCGCCUAGAUUAAAAUUUGACGGAAGAAAAAUAAAAACCCGACACGCUCAAAACAAAAUUUCCCUCUGUCCCCCUUUACUCUUUCUUUUUCUCGCUCUCUUUCUUCUUCUUUCUCUCUCUCUCUCUCUCUCUCUCUCUCUCUCUCUCUUUCUUUCUCUUUCUCUCUUUUCUCUCUCUUUCUUUCUCUACCCUUUUCUCCCGUUACACCUCCCCAUUUCUCUUACACUCUCUCUUUCUCGCAAAAAAAGUAGACCAGCUUGAGUUUUUUUCGUUUCGUUCUUUCGCGAAAUGCCUUUUUCCCCUUGAUGGAUAAAAAUUUAUCAUCAAUCUGCCACUUCCUUUCGCACGUAUUUUGUUUUACCGAAUUGAGAGAAUCCCAGCGGUUAAACGCGAAAACAAGAAAAACAAUGGUGAAGUUUAACGACCUUGCUGCCAGGCGAAAUUGCAUUCGCUCGUUUGCUCCUCGUCCAAGUUUAACGCAUUCCUCACUCCCCUUUUCCGCCGAUCUCUUCCCGAGCCAAAAUUUUGGCUUUCUACAUUAAACCUGCAAACUGCGUUGAAUUUGAAGAAGCACAAUGGAUUAUCUCAAAGUAUAACACAGUACACGCUGUUAUCCUUUGAUGCUUCUACGCUCGAUGGUUAUUUACUGCCGCACGAAACUGUUAAGUCUCUCAGAUAUUCAAUCACUAAGAAUUGAAUUUCGCAGCCAAUAAAAGCCGCGAAUGGAUGUUGAUAGCGAAUAACAAUUUUUUGCGUCGAAAUAAUAAUGUCGACGAUGUAUUGUUUGCGCUGAGAUACUUUCUCAAUUUUAAACGUACGUAAAGCAUUAGCCGCCUCCCAAUCGAACUUCAUAUUCCGCUGAUAUUAUAUUCAAAUUCCCUCCUCAAUAUUGAAGCUUAAUAAAGAAUUUACUAAAAGCUUUUAGAAUAGCUUUAGGUUCUGUUUAUAUGCAAAUAGAUGUUUGGAAGAAUAUUUAAUAUUUAAUUAUCUUGUCUGCAUUUAAUAUUUAAUUAUCUUUGUUUAAUAUUUAAUUAUCUUGUCUGCAUUUAAUUCUUAAAGUUCUUCAUUUAAAAAAAAUCAAAGAAUAAAUAACAGGCUCUCCGAUAUACAAUCAUGAAAAAAAUUAAGCCUAUUAGGGUCAAUUCAGAGGGUGCUGUGAGCAAUUUAAUUUGUUCAAUACAAAACGAAAAUUCAGUUUCAUAGCAGUGAGCAAUUUAAUUUAAUCUCUACUUGAUCCAUAUAAAACCAAAUUUUAGUUUUAUAUUGGCUUAUAGACUUUAUUUUUCAUUCCAAUAAACAAUAUAUUGUCUCCACUGUAGAUAGAGUAUGUAUGAUAAACAAAGAUUAAAUUAAUAUGACUAUUAAAUUGAUAUGGAUAAGUGACAGGACUAACGAGUAAUAGAAUUAACGCGUUGUCUUUUUAUAAUUUGUAUAUUAAUAUGUUUUAUUGGCAUAGAGAGAGCAGUGGAAUUUAAAGAUUCAAAAGAGGUGGAGAAGUUGUGAAGGUAAAGAUAACAUACUUGUGUGUUCAAAAAUACAAAGAGAAAUUUUACAUUUGUGGAUUCAGUAUAAUAACGAGACUAAAAAAUAAAGAUAAAGGGGAUCCUAUCUACGCCUUCUUUUCACUUCUGUUUGUUAUUAUUAUUACACCGAAUACAAAUUUAUAUAUUUAUUUAAUGUCUAAAAUUAUUGGAUAUGAAACUGCCAUUUUUGUCCUCGCAACUUUCUCCUCAACCCUUUUGAAUUUUGAAUUUUCAAUGCUAAUAAGAAAAGAGAUUAUAAAAAGAGAAUAUUUGUUGUUUUAUAUUUGUUUAUUAAUCAUACUUACUCAUUAUUAGAUUACUUAACAUUUGCUUAUUGAAAUCGAAAAUGAAGAUUAAUUGAGAUAAAUCGAAUAUUAAAAACUUUUUAAAUAAAAUUUUUUCCAACAUGGAGGACACUAUGCAGCAAGUAGUCAUUUGUAACGUCAGAAGUCAACUAGGACAAAUAAGCUUUCCAUUUUUUUUCAAAAUCGAUGCAACUUGUAGGAUUAAUGUAAAACCAAAUCUUACUUUUUAUUUAGCUUGUGCACUAAAUAUAAUCUUCGUGUCUGUAAAGUUAUCGAAAACGAUUUAUGUUUUUUAUAAUAAUGUAUUGAAAAGUUCUUAUUCGUCCUCGAAAAUUAAGAAUUCCUAAAAUUCGUGAAUGAAUAUAAACACACAUAUCAUGUUUCUAUUUUUAAAAUAUAUUUUAAAAAUAUUUUGUCGUGUUCCAUUUUACGUUAUAUGUAUUUUAUACAAAAUCUAUUCACAGAAAGGAGAAAAGAAGGAGAAAGAAGGAGAAAAAAGAGACACAGGCAUAACAAUUUCUAUAAAUUCUUCCAUUUCGUACAAUUUUCAGUCGUUUUAAGUUUGUUUCAUUUUAGUGACUUUCAGUAUUUUCGGAGUGAAUUGGAAUAUUUCGGAAACAAAGUUCCGCUCUGAUAAAUCGGGCGAAUUAAAUUUCGCAAGGAAAUCAUACGCGCAGAAUUUCGUCGUAUAAAGGCUUAGCGUCCCGAGAUCGGUCGUGAAUAUUAAUCAGCUUUCCUCGCGUAGACUCGCGUAGUGAAACAUUCACGCCGAGGAAAAUCUCGCGAGCAAAGGGGCCCGCCCUAUUAACUUCCCUCGUAUUCACAACGCGCCGCUACGAUGCUUUCCGGUAAAUGUAAUCACACGUCGAUGCAUUAAUCAGCCGUCCGACGAAACUCCCGGUAACUCCGCCAGCGUCAGAUACGUACGUCAGUUGGAAAUUAAAGGUAACGACGGCGACGGAACAAGCAGACGGCAGGUUUCCCGGUUUAGGGGCAAAAUAUUCCUUCUCAACGGAGAUCAGGAAUCGCCAUAUUGAGUCGUUACUUUUAGACACUCGAACGUGUUACAUCAAAACCCCAAACAACAUAACGUCUAAAAUCGGAACAUAAUACGUCUUAAAGAUCAUCUUUAAGACGCCUUAAAGACAUUUAUAAGUAAAUUGUCUGAAAGACAUCUUAAAGAUGAUCUUUAAGACAUCUUUUGUCUCGAUUUUAGACAUUACGUUGUCUGGGAUCCUACAGGUUUUGAGCAAAAAUGGAAAAAAAAGUUUUAUGAAGAAACAAAAUCCGAUUUAGUAUAUUCACUUACACAUGGGGUGUCUUGAAACUACCGAAAAACGUUUCACGAUAUACUGGACUUUAUGAACUCUCACUUUAUGAGGUCGAUUACGAAGAUACGUGUGCUGUGUGUGUGUGCGUGUCUGCGCAUGAGUACGUCUGCGCGUACAUGCGUGCGUAUAUGUAUGUGUGUGUGUCGGCAAGAUAGUGAAAAACGAGAGAAAGAGUGAGAGAGGAAGUAAAGAGAAGGAUAACAUUAAGUAUACACGAGAAAAUGAGGGCCGAAGCCACACUCGAAUCGAUCUCCUUCGAAACCACCCUUCCUGCCAACAUCACCUUUCCCACCUCCUCUUCUCCUACCACCUUCCUUUUCUCGACCGUAAAACUCCGGCGGAGAGUUACGGCUCUCAGGCGCUCGCAGACACAAUCUUGCAUACACGGACAGGCGCAUACACGCUCGUUCACGUAUACUUAAACACGCGUACAUAUACAUACAUACCAGUAAAUACAUACAUACACCCACACAGACAGUUUCAAGUACACACGAUGUUCCGAACGAUUGAGCAAUAUGAUUUGUAUUACCGUGUAUAACGUAAUGUAUUCGAUUCUGCACAUGUCGUAUGUACUUUGGAUGUAGCGAGGGAUUUUUCACGACUGAUAUGAGAUUAAAGGAAUAAAGAUAGCUUUUGUAUUAAA